AUGCCCACGUUAUCUUUGAUCAACUUUAACAUCGUCUGUGCGACAUUGGGAGGCUUCAUCUCCAUCUUCGGUCUGGUCUCGUACCUGUUCAAAGAGAGAUUUUAUCUCUCCGAGGCUUUGAUCUCACUGCUGGCCGGAGUAGCAUUCUCCCCGCAUGCGGCCAAUUUCAUCCGACCGCUCGACUACGCGCUUGGCACGGACCAAAAUCUAGACCAGAUCACGCUGUGUUUCACAAGGCUGGUUCUCGGCGUCCAGCUCGUCCUAGCCGGCGUGCAGCUUCCGAAGCGGUACCUGCAGCUCGAAUGGAAGAGCCUCUCGCUGCUGCUGGGGCCUGGAAUGGCCGCCAUGUGGAUGUGCAGCGCUCUAGUGAUCUGGGCCCUGGUUCCGAAUUUUUCGUUUCUGCACGCGCUUGCUGUUGGGGCCUGUGUUACACCGACUGAUCCUGUGCUUUCGAACUCGAUUGUCAAGGGCAAGUUUGCAGAUAAGAAUGUUCCUCAGCCGCUGCAGCGGAUUAUCAUUGCCGAGUCGGGGGCGAAUGAUGGGCUGGGGUAUCCCUUUCUUUUCUUCGCUCUUUACCUCAUCCAGUACACUGGUAUGGGUGGUGAGGGAUUUAGCGGGGGUGCAGGGAAAGCUAUGGGCUUGUGGUUCUACGAGACCUGGGCUUACACCAUUCUGUUAAGCGUUGGUUACGGAGUCACUGUUGGUUGGAUAUCUAGGGAACUGCUACAUUGGGCGGAGGAGAAGCACUACGUGGACCGGGAGAGCUUCCUUGUGUUUGCUAUUGCUCUUGCGCUUUUCAUCGUUGGAACCUGCGGAUUGAUCGGAACAGAUGACCUCCUGGCUUGCUUCGUUGCAGGGAAUGUCUUUACGCAAGAUGACUGGUUCCGCCUCGAGACAAUGGACGACUCGCUUCAGCCCACUAUUGAUAUGCUCCUCAACUUGGCAGUCUUCAUGUGGUUCGGAGCCGUCUGUCCAUGGCACCUCUUUCUGGAAAAUAACGUCAUCCCCAUUUACCGCCUCAUCCCCCUCGGAAUACUCAUCCUGCUUGUCCGCCGCAUGCCCAUUAUUUUCGCCAUGCACAAGUACAUCGACCAGAUCGAAAGUCUGUUCCAGACGACAUUCGUCGGCUUUUUCGGUCCCAUCGGAGUCGGCGCAAUCUUCUACCUCUCCGUGAGCAGGGAGUACCUGGCCAACAUUACGGUCAACGAGGAAGUCCGCGCCGACGCGCAGCAAGUCUCCGACACCAUCGAAGUUGUCGUCUGGUUCCUCGUCAUCUGCAGCAUAGUCGUGCACGGCCUUUCCAUUCCCUUCGCCAAAGCUGGCUACCACCUGCCGCGCACGAUCUCGCAGGCAAUCAGCACCAGCACCAACGACGAACCAAUCCCGCUCACCAGCAAUCAGCACACACACAGCACGGCGACGCAUGACCACGUUGAGACUACGAGCCGUCGCACGAGGAGACACGAUACCUCCCUUCCUACCACUGCGAGCCGCUCGCAUACGCCGCAGCCUUUGGCGUUCCAGAUUGGACGGAGCGUUAUUCGUUCCGCGUCGCCCUCUUCUGACGCAAGGAUUGGAUCGGGUGCUGGGGAGGAGCCGGCAAGGCCCGUGAAUCUGGUGUUAAAGACGGAGACGAAAGCGGAUUCGGCGAGGAGCGAGUAG
Molecule: messenger RNA, 1662 nt
Organism: Aspergillus mulundensis
Lineage: Eukaryota; Fungi; Ascomycota; Eurotiomycetes; Eurotiales; Aspergillaceae
Product: putative Na/H antiporter
Exons: 4
Coding region: 1-1662 (553 amino acids)
Biological process (GO): regulation of membrane potential; sodium ion export across plasma membrane; proton export across plasma membrane
Cellular component (GO): plasma membrane
Molecular function (GO): sodium:proton antiporter activity
Source: RefSeq, a predicted model, not a curated record